Molecule: messenger RNA, 150 nt
Organism: Cladocopium goreaui
Lineage: Eukaryota; Dinophyceae; Suessiales; Symbiodiniaceae
Source: the annotation of a GenBank genome assembly
AUGAUCGAUUGCGAGCAGCCGUCAAACCGCAGGUUGGGGCAUCUUCUUCACCUUUGGGAGUCAUCGCGGCUCCUGCUGCAGUCCUGUGCGGCAUAUUUGGUGCCACCUUGCUUGGGGCAAUUUCCUAUCGACGAAGUGCCCGCCGCAUAA